AUGGGGUUCGGCCGGCAGCCGGUAGCUGCUGACGCGUGCCCGGCAUCGCCGCUCGGCAGAAGCGUGACGAGAGGAUUCGCCGUGGAGCUCUAUUUCGAUACGGCCCUGGAGAACCAGAUACUCAGGAUUUGGAAUGUGCUGGCGAGGCGACGGUUAGGGAGCUACCUGAUAGAGACAUCUGCCAGGCCGCAUGUCAGUCUCUCUCUCCACACCCCAUCUGAUCUGGAACCUUCCAAGCUUCGCACAGCCAUAGAGAAUUUCGCUCAGCAGCAGCACCCCAUUCCCGUCGCCCUGGCUGCGGUCGGGAGCUUCCCAGCAGCUUCCGUGCCGCGACCCGCGUUCUCUCCCACGGCGGUCAACAGCACCAGCCAUGCUUCGACAGGGAAUAACUCUGUAAUGAGUACAGAUGGUGGGAAUAGCAGCAGCACCAGCAGUCCAGGCGCACGUGCAUCCAGUGGUGCUGCUGGUACUGGUGUUGGUGGUGGUGGUGGUGCUGCUGCUGCUGGUGCUACGGGUGUCUCAAGCCAAAACUCUCACCCUGGGGGAAACAAUGCAGCUGCUUCCGCCACAACCACGAGCAGCAGUAGCAGCAUCAGCAGCAGCAGCAGCAGCCAAUCAGUCGACCCCACUCGCACAAGCAACAGGGGCGCUGUUGCUGCUGCGACUGCUGCUGAGGGUUCCAAAGUAGCACCGGUAGCCACGAGUGCGCUGUUUCUGGCGCCAGUUCCUUCUAUUGCCCUGCUCACACUACACGAGCAACUGCAGGAGCUCCUGAAAAGACUAGCCAUUCCUUGCGACCCCAACUACCUGCCCGGAUCCUGGCUGCCCGUCUGCCCAGUCGCUCAAGAGCUGCCCGAAGAAAAACUUCCCAGCAGUUUCCACACCGUUCGAUCCCAGAAGCUGCCUCUUUCCGGGCACCUAUGUGAAAUAGGCCUUGUGGAGUUUGUUCCAUCUGGUGCUAGCACUGACUCACGCCAGCUCAGCGCCACCAAGGCGGAUGGUGGCAUGGCUGGGGUUGCUGUGAUUGGUAGUGGUGAUGGGGAGAAGGGAUGGGGGAGGGAGAAGGAAGGCGGGGUAGUACAGGGGCGUGUUAUAGAGCAUUACUCCUUCACACUUGGAGGGGACUUCAUGUGA
Messenger RNA from Closterium sp. Naga37s-1, 1134 nucleotides. The record is from the annotation of a GenBank genome assembly. Lineage: Eukaryota; Viridiplantae; Streptophyta; Zygnematophyceae; Desmidiales; Closteriaceae.